Molecule: messenger RNA, 5090 nt
Organism: Dipodomys spectabilis (banner-tailed kangaroo rat)
Lineage: Eukaryota; Metazoa; Chordata; Mammalia; Rodentia; Heteromyidae
Gene: Srgap2
Product: SLIT-ROBO Rho GTPase activating protein 2
Exons: 23
Coding region: 709-3924 (1071 amino acids)
Biological process (GO): signal transduction; negative regulation of cell migration
Cellular component (GO): cytoplasm
Molecular function (GO): protein binding
Source: RefSeq, a predicted model, not a curated record
GGUCCUGCGGAGUUGGCGGAGGCUUCUCAGGGGACUGGGGGCUGUUCUGCGUAGAAGCGGGUGGCGGGGAGAGGAGGGGAGGAGAGCUCUUAGUGGGAAGCGGAGCCCGGGGCCUGGGACCCACCGCGUCAGAGCCAGGCAAGUGAACCGGAGCAAACGACUUCCGAUCCAGUCCGAGCUGCUGCGGCUCCCGUUUGGGAUUUGAUUUGCAGCAUCUCCAAGUCUGUACGACAGGAAAAAAAAAAUCCCGCGAAGCACGCCCAGCCCUCCCCCCACCCCGGCACCCCAAUACAAACCCACUCCCUCCCGGGGACACAGCUGGGCGCGUCCACACCCCCGCACCCCCCCCCCCCCACCAUGUUGUGCGGAAGGACUUCCACUCCCCGCCUGUGUCGUUGAUGUCAGACCCCAGGCCAGCCUCCGGGCGCUGCAGUUCUCCCCGCUAAUGCUGAGGCUGCGGCCCCGGCUCUAGCACAGGAACCACCAGCCGCUGCCGCACCCGGCCCCAGCGCCCACCGUCUGCAUGUGCCCGCCGUAGCCGCCUGCCCAACCCGCAGCCCGCGCUCCCCGGAGCGCUGGAGACCACCGCGGGGGGCCCCUUCUGCCCUUGGGAGAAGCGGUCUUGGAGGUAUUGAUUUCAGUGGUUGGAUUUUUUUUUCCCUUGGAUCUAUCAAUUCACAAUUUGAAUUCGGAAGAAAGAAGGAAAUCAUGACGUCCCCAGCCAAAUUUAAAAAGGAUAAGGAGAUCAUAGCAGAGUACGAUACUCAAGUCAAAGAGAUCCGGGCUCAGCUCACAGAGCAGAUGAAGUGCCUGGACCAGCAGUGUGAGCUCCGGGUGCAGCUGCUACAAGACCUGCAGGACUUCUUCCGGAAGAAGGCAGAGAUUGAAAUGGACUAUUCCCGAAACCUGGAGAAGCUGGCUGAGCGCUUUCUGGCCAAGACUCGCAGCACCAAGGACCAGCAAUUUAAGAAGGAUCAGAAUGUUCUUUCUCCAGUCAACUGUUGGAAUCUCCUCUUAAACCAGGUGAAGCGGGAGAGCAGAGACCACACUACCUUGAGUGACAUCUACCUGAAUAAUAUAAUUCCUCGAUUUGUCCAAGUCAGUGAGGACUCAGGAAGACUCUUCAAAAAGAGUAAAGAAGUCGGCCAGCAGCUCCAAGAUGAUUUGAUGAAGGUCCUGAACGAGCUCUACUCGGUGAUGAAGACAUAUCACAUGUACAAUGCCGACAGCAUCAGUGCUCAGAGCAAACUAAAGGAGGCCGAGAAGCAGGAGGAGAAGCAAAUUGGUAAAUCGGUGAAGCAGGAAGACCGGCAAACACCACGUUCCCCUGACUCUACAGCCAAUGUCCGCAUUGAAGAAAAACAUGUUCGGAGGAGCUCAGUGAAAAAGAUUGAGAAGAUGAAGGAGAAGCGCCAAGCCAAGUACACCGAGAAUAAGCUGAAGGCCAUUAAAGCUCGGAAUGAGUACUUACUAGCUCUGGAGGCCACCAAUGCAUCUGUCUUCAAGUACUACAUCCAUGACCUGUCUGACCUUAUUGAUCAGUGUUGUGACCUAGGCUAUCAUGCUAGCCUGAACCGGGCCCUACGCACCUUCCUCUCUGCUGAGUUGAAUCUGGAACAAUCGAAACAUGAGGGUCUUGAUGCCAUCGAGAAUGCAGUAGAAAACCUGGAUGCCACCAGUGACAAGCAGCGCCUCAUGGAGAUGUACAACAAUGUCUUCUGCCCCCCUAUGAAGUUUGAGUUCCAGCCCCACAUGGGAGACAUGGCUUCCCAGCUCUGUGCCCAGCAGCCUGUCCAGAGUGAGUUGGUGCAGAGGUGCCAACAACUGCAGUCUCGCCUAUCCACUCUGAAGAUUGAGAAUGAGGAGGUAAAGAAGACAAUGGAGGCUACCCUACAGACCAUCCAGGACAUUGUAACUGUUGAGGAUUUUGAUGUGUCUGACUGCUUCCAGUACAGCAAUUCCAUGGAAUCUGUCAAGUCAACGGUCUCCGAAACUUUCAUGAGCAAGCCUAGCAUUGCUAAGAGGAGAGCCAACCAGCAAGAGACAGAGCAGUUUUAUUUCACGAAAAUGAAGGAGUACCUGGAGGGCAGGAACCUCAUUACCAAGUUACAAGCCAAGCAUGACCUGUUACAGAAAACUCUGGGAGAAAGUCAGCGGACAGAUUGCAGUCUGGCCAGACGUAGCUCCACCGUGAGGAAACAGGACUCUAGCCAGACAAUUCCUUUGGUGGUAGAAAGCUGCAUCCGGUUUAUCAGCAGACACGGACUACAGCAUGAAGGAAUCUUCCGAGUGUCUGGAUCCCAGGUGGAAGUGAAUGACAUCAAAAAUGCCUUUGAGAGAGGAGAAGACCCCCUGGCUGGGGACCAGAAUGACCAUGACAUGGACUCCAUAGCUGGUGUCCUGAAGCUUUAUUUCCGGGGUCUGGAACACCCACUCUUCCCCAAGGACAUCUUCCAUGACCUGAUGGCCUGCGUCACAAUGGACAACCUGCAGGAGAGAGCACUGCACAUCCGGAAAGUCCUCCUGGUCCUACCCAAAACCACUCUGAUUAUCAUGAGAUACCUCUUUGCCUUCCUUAAUCAUUUAUCACAGUUCAGUGAAGAGAACAUGAUGGACCCCUACAACCUUGCCAUCUGCUUUGGGCCCUCGCUGAUGUCAGUGCCAGAGGGCCACGACCAGGUGUCCUGCCAAGCCCACGUGAACGAGCUGAUCAAAACCAUCAUCAUUCAGCAUGAGAACAUCUUCCCAAAUCCCAGGGAGCUGGAGGGCCCCGUCUACAGCAGAGGAGGAAGCAUGGAAGAUUACUGUGACAGCCCUCAUGGAGAAACUACCUCGGCUGAAGACUCCACCCAGGAUGUGACCACAGAGCACCACACUAGUGAUGAUGAGUGUGAACCCAUUGAGGCCAUUGCCAAGUUUGACUACGUGGGCCGGACAGCCCGAGAGCUGUCAUUCAAGAAGGGGGCAUCUCUGCUGCUUUACCAGCGGGCUUCUGAUGACUGGUGGGAAGGCCGGCACAACGGCAUCGAUGGACUCAUCCCCCAUCAGUACAUCGUGGUCCAAGACACCGAGGACGGUGUCGUGGAGAGGUCCAGCCCCAAGUCUGAGAUUGAGGUCAUUUCUGAGCCACCUGAAGAAAAGGUGACAGCCAGAGCGGGGGCCAGCUGUCCCAGUGGGGGUCAUGUAGCCGAUAUUUAUCUUGCAAACAUCAACAAGCAAAGGAAACGUCCAGAAUCUGGGAGCAUCCGGAAAACCUUUCGGAGUGACAGCCACGGGCUGAGCAGUUCCCUGACUGACUCCUCCUCCCCGGGGGUGGGGCCCAGCUGCCGCCCAUCCUCCCAGCCCAUCAUGAGCCAGAGUCUCCCCAAGGAAGGGCCGGAUAAGUGUUCCAUCAGCGGGCAUGGGAGCCUUAACUCUAUCAGCCGCCAUUCAUCCCUAAAGAACCGGCUGGACAGUCCACAGAUCCGGAAGACUGCCACCGCAGGGAGGUCAAAAAGCUUCAAUAACCAUCGGCCCAUGGACCCUGAGGUCAUUGCACAGGAUAUUGAAGCAACAAUGAACUCUGCCCUGAACGAGCUGCGGGAGUUAGAACGGCAGAGCAGUGUCAAGCACACUCCUGAUGUGGUUCUGGACACCUUGGAGCCCCUCAAAACCUCCCCAGUGGUAGCCCCCACAUCGGAGCCCUCCAGCCCUCUGCACACCCAGCUCCUCAAGGACCCCGAGCCCGCUUUCCAGCGCAGUGCCAGUACUGCUGGGGACAUAGCCUGCGCCUUCCGGCCUGUCAAGUCUGUCAAGAUGGCUGCCCCAGUCAAACCACCAGCCACACGGCCUAAGCCCACUGUCUUCCCCAAAACAAAUGCCACUAGCCCUGGUGUCAAUUCCUCCGCUUCCCCACAGUCCACUGACAAGUCCUGUACUGUCUGAGGGUGUAAUUUAAUUGUUCUAGACAAGGGGAUUGUAGGGACUGACUGUUAUUAAAAUCUUCCUGUUUAACUAGGUUGAGGACUUCAGUGGAAAGUUAGACUCUAAGUUGCCCUUGCAGGAAUUAGCCUCCCCAUCACCCAGAACCUUGAGAAUGAAGCCCUUGGUACCACCUUUCCCUUCCUCUCCUUUCCCUUCCCUUCCCAUGGCCCUCUGCUUCCCCCCAGUCAUUGUAACGCAGCCAGCUGCAGUACAUACCGUUCAUGCUUAGGUUAGUCAGAGAUAGUUUUCAUUAUCAGGUCACUGUGAAAUCUGGCAAGGCAAGUCAUGAGAGGUGGGCUGGAGUCUCACAGCCACCUCAGACCAUGGGGGUACCUUGACCAGAUGGCUGGCUGCUGCCACCUGGUUCUCAGUGGCGUCUUGUUUUGAGUACUGGUUAUAGAGAAUCAUAUACAGUCCAUUCUUCGUUUUAAACACACACACAAACACACCUUUCUAGUCUGGCAUGUAUACCCUCUCCUGGUCAUAGACCAGUCUCUUUGUAAGUUAUUGUGGCUUUUUACAAAGAGCCACCAGGGGUCUCUGUUUCCGUUACAAAGUGUUCUGACUGGGCCAGAGAACCUAGCUUCUGAAAUCUCUUCAUCGUAUGAAAUGUGGCAGGAUGCAACAGUCCUGUGAUGUGGGGUGGGGGUGGGGCUCUUCUCUCUGUUUUCUCUAUUGCUGUGAGUCAGUCACUGGUGUUUCCUUUCCCCUGCUCCAUCCUGUAGAAGUACACCCCAGUCUUAGAAAGGAGCUUUGAAAGUUUUUUCUGAAUGUAUAGACAUUUCCCGGGUUCCUCUCUUUGUCUCUGAUGGACUAUUUUCCAUUGAAGACAUUUUCCUGAAUAAUACAGCUUUAUAGCUGGUUCCUUUUAGAGUAAAGAGUCUUAAGAAAGUUUUAUUGUGUUUAUGGCAGGUUUGAAAAAAAAAAAAAAAAAGGUAAGAUGAUGGGUCCUACUUCCUCCCAUCCUUUUUUAGGCGGAGGCGGGGGAGGUAGGGGAGGAAACUGAAAACAAAAUUAACUAUUAAAAAUUAAACUCAGCUUUGCUAAUCCAAAAUUGUUCCCAAUGGAAAACUUUUAAAUUCACCCAUUGGUUGGAUGUAUGUAUACAAACACACACACACACAUAC